This is a messenger RNA of Penicillium taxi, 1038 nucleotides long. RefSeq names its product MDR family NADP-dependent oxidoreductase. Gene Ontology annotation, molecular function: oxidoreductase activity, acting on the CH-CH group of donors, NAD or NADP as acceptor. NCBI's taxonomy places the organism in Eukaryota, Fungi, Ascomycota, Eurotiomycetes, Eurotiales, Aspergillaceae. The transcript has a single exon. The record is from RefSeq and is a predicted model, not a curated record. The coding region runs from base 1 to 1038 and encodes 345 amino acids.
AUGUCCAACAAGGCUCUGUUCUUUAAGAAGCUCCCCCAGGGAUACCCCGUCCCCGGUGAGAACCUUGCCAUCGAGCCUGCCUCAUACGGCCCUGAUGUCGCCGCUCCCGCCGACGGUGUUGUCUUGAAGUCGCUCUACACCAGUUUCGACCCCUACAUGCGUGGUCGCAUGCGCGAUGCCAGCAUCAAGUCCUACGCUCCUGCUUUUGAAUUGAACAAGCCCAUUGAAAGUCGUAGCAUCCUCGAGGUGGUCAGUUCCAAUGUCCCCGCCUACAAGAAGGGUGACGUCGUUAUUGGCUAUGCUCCCGUUCAGGAAUAUGUUGCCUUUGACGGCCCUAACGUGGCCGGUCGCAUCACCAAGCUGGACAACCCUCUCGGCAUUGAGGACAUCCGUGUCUUCCUCGGUGCUCUGGGUAUGCCCGGUCUGACCGCCUACUCGUCUCUGUACGAGAUCGGCAAGCCUAAGAAGGGUGAGACCAUCUUCAUUUCCGCGGCCAGUGGUGCUGUCGGCCAACUGGUUGGCCAGCUCGCCAAGCAUGAGGGUUUGCGUGUCAUUGGUUCCGUCGGCUCAGACGAGAAGCUCGAGUUCAUCACCAAGGAGCUUGGCUUCGAUGCUGGUUUCAACUACAAGAACGAGAAGCCCGCUGAUGCUCUCACCCGUCUUGCCCCCGAGGGUAUCGACAUCUACUACGAGAACGUCGGUGGUGAGCACCUUGAGGCUGCUCUCGACGCCAUGAACAACUUCGGACGUGUCGUCGUCUGCGGUAUGAUCUCCCAGUACAACGCCACCACCCCUUACCCUAUCAAGAACAUCACCUAUAUCCUGACCAAGCGCAUUACUAUGCGUGGAUUCAUUGUCGGUGAUGAGGGCUUUGCCAAUGUUUACACCAAGGAACACCAGGCCAAUGUGCAGAAGUGGAUCAAGGAGGGCUCUUUCAAGGCUCUUACCCACGAGACUGAGGGUAUUGACAAUGCCGCUGACGGUCUCAUUGGUAUCUUCUACGGCAAAAACAAGGGCAAGGCUGUGCUGAAGUUCUAA